CUGGUUGCAUUGGUAAGGUUGCUAUCCAAUUUGAGCGCGAUUGCGACCAUCGAUAUCAAGGUUUUGAAGCAAAGAUCGUUUAAGGGAGGGUCUAAGUUAGGGCACUACAUUUCAUACAGCCUCAUUUAUGAAAGCUAAUGCAUUGAAGUGAAAGUGAGCGCCCCCCAUCUUUCGGACUGUGUGCACUUCCGCCCGAUCCUCUGGACACGGAACCACAGCUCGCUUUUCCCUCCACACGGUGAGUGUGUAAGCAGUCCGGUGCUUAACUUGACUUCGUUUUAAUAACAGACACAUGCAAUUCUGAAUACAUUAACAGUUUUUUUUCAUUAAUAUAAACUUAAAUAAAAUGCAAUAUUAAGUAGGAGCUCGGUUUAACAUCCCAAGAGUAUAAGACAAAUGUGCACAGUCUGGUCAUGCUGCUAGCUAAACUAGUAAACUAGCUUAGAUUAGCUAGCAUGCCUUUAAUAAACUUGAGAUUUUAAUCACUCUUCCUUUUGUAAGUAUCGCAAUUUCUAUAAAGUUAUGUUGCCCUGUGCACCAUGUAGUAGUUUACUUUUGACAUGCUAAGAAUGCGUGUCGGUGUUUAACAGGUGAAAAUGUUCUUUGCUAGCUAGCAUUAGAGCUGGCCUAAUUAGAGCAUGUGCCUAAUAUGUAUACCUAAAUAAUCCACAGGUCUACACUAACAUUACUCAAACUGUAUGUCCAUUAAUGAAUGAUAUAGAAAUGACAUUACAGCUAGAGCUGGUUGAUAUGUGAAUUGUGAAAACAUGAGUAAGAAGUUUUCAUGAUACGUGGUAGUAUUUAAUAAAUGAGUUAAAAUAUUUUCAGAGUAUAAACGCACAAUGAUAUUUUUUUAAACAUUUCACACACUGUGCUCUACCAAAUCUAGUUGGAGAGGCCUAAUUACUUUUAUUACUGACAGUAUCUGCAAUAUGCUCCGAAAAAUUAUAUGGUAACAUUAAAUGUUUUGACAUCUUUUUUUUUCUUUUCACAGACCUUUCAGAUCCCUCCUCACAUCCAUCUAUCUCUCUAUCCUUUAUAGCGACCCAACGGCACUUUUAAGAGCCACUCGUCUGUCUGUCUAUCCAUACAUCCAUUCAUCCAUCCAUAUAUCUGUCUGUCUGUCUUGGUGUUUAUCUGUCUACCUGUUUAUCUGUCUGCAUUGUCUGUGUGUGUGCAUCUGUUGUCUGUCUGUGUAUCUGUAGGUGUCAUAUUUUUGCCUUCAUUUACACCAUGGACUCUGAAGGAGACUCUGGUAAUAAAUUCCACAAGCUUCUUCAGGAAGCACAGAGACUUGCAGCAGAGCUCAAUCCAAAAUUGGCAAAGAAAAGAAGGUCGGCAAAACCCGUAUCUGGUGUUGUUAGUUGGAGACAGAGGGAUAAUUCAGGACAAAUUAUUCCAAAAUUUCCCCCAAAGACUUAUAACUCGACUACACGUAAAAGGAGCAGUUCUGAAGUGGCUGAACCAGUAUUUCAGCAGCCUGAGCCAACACCUUAUGAUAGUGCUCAAGAACUUAAUGCACUGCAAGACAUUCUCAGGGACAUUCCUCCACAAGAGAAGGGCACUGUGCCACUAAGCUGGGCUGAACGGCAAGCUCAAAGCUCAGAGAAGUGGAAUGCUUCUAGAUCAGCCAUGGUUAAAAACAUAUUUCUCGCAGAGCACACAGACACCUAUAUCUGUGACAUCUGCCUGCAAAACACAUCUGUUGUGAGGUGCAGAGAUUGUUUGCCAAGACAGUUCCUGUGCAGUUCCUGCGAUACACAGAUACAUCAGCACAUCCUCCAUAACCGAGAAGCCAUGUUUGAGGGAUUCUAUCAACCCUUAGCCCCAAACAUGAUCAUUCAACUUCAAAAUGAUGGGUCACACCAGAUAAAGCAUGAAGUUCGACUGUUGCCGGUUCGUCUACCUCAACAGUGUACCUGUUCUCCCAGUCAGCUAAAGCUGACCUGUGGCAAAGAGGUCAUCCUUGUUGGAAUUAAUGGACGGUACCAACUAAAUUUGCCAACAUUGAGCUGUUCUCAGUGCAUGAAAAGCUGGACCACUGGACUUGAUGAACUAGUACAAUGUGGAUAUUGGCCUGCUACCAUCAACCACCAGACCAUCUUCCAUGUAGACCUGUUCCAGUCUUUCCAGGAUCUGAAGCAGCUGGCUCCUGGGCUUUCUCGUCAAGCAUUUAUUGGAAUGCUUGAUGAAAGAACAAAGUAUUUUGGCAGAACCGGAAAAAUAUGUGGUGACACAUUCCAGCGGUCAUUUCUGGAGUGGUGCUACGCGCAGCAUGAGGUGGACAAACUGUUGGAAGUUGAGCCCUUCCGGUGUACAGCAUGUUCACCACAAAUGCAUGCUGUAUCAGUGGAUGGAAAUAGAAAAUUAUACCGAUUUAAGAAUGCAUCAGGAAGUGCCACAAAGGGACUUUUUGAUGGCACCUUCCUGGCCAGAGAUGAGGAGGUGUCAAGUUUUGUUGCUCAAAUCCAGCAGGCAACCAAACAUGUAAAUACUCCUGGGAAAGGAAUGUGCGGAUCAUCACAAUGGACAGCUGCAAAAGAGCAUUCUGGGAAAUCUGCCUCAAAAAUUGAUGAGGAGGGGCUGGAAAUCGCUGUGUGCCGGCAUGGGGUGCUUUUGAGAGCACUGAAUAUGUUCAGAGGGGAGAUUUAUGCUUACCCUCUGUAUCUGCAGAAGGAACUGUCCCCCUCAAAUGUUUCCUUUUUCUGUUCAGAUGUGGCAUGCAAGUAUUAUCCGUAUUUGGAAAAGGUCUCCAAUAAGUGCUCUGAACUGCAGGGACUAUUGGAGAUGCAUCCACUUCUUUCAGUGAUGCAUGCCAAAGCACACUCCUGGACAUGUGAGUUGAAAUGGGGUGGACGCAAUCAAGAAGGCGCUGGCAAUACCAUUGGUGAGGAAGUGGAGCAGGUAAAUAGCUUCCUGUCCAGGGCUGCUAUCUCCACAAAAUACAUGUCUAAAGGUGGAAGAACAGACAUGCUCACAGUUCUGGCAAUGGGGUGGAACAAAAAGAAAAUGAGUAACAUGGACAAAAUAUUGGCCCAAAGAUAUGCUAAGGCCGUCCAGAGAGUGGCAGAUGAUAAGCUUAAGCUGGAGGAGCUCAAAGCUGAGUUAAGGAUUGAUGAUGCUGUUAUCCAACAGUGGGUCACUGAGGUGCAACACUGGCCUGAAGCAAAUUCUAGUUUGGAGGGUGAAGCCUCAAGGGAGGUCAUUCUGAAGAAGAAAAUUGAAGGACUGUACCUUAGUGUCAUGCAGAGGAAACAUCGCCUUUACCGUCAGACAGACAGCAACAAGAGACGACAUAAGAUGCGCCAGAAAAUUGCAGAGGAAAAGGCAGCUUUAUCUUCUGCUAUUGAAGAGCUACGUGAACAGACGGACAUCAUUCUGCCUGCUGUUGAUGAGCUUCUCUUGACUGAAAAUUUUGUGUGGUCCUGGACUUAUCUUGGACCCACUGAUCUCAGAACAAAGAAGGCCAUCUUUGACCAGGUGAUGGUGAUCAGGAGAAUGCAAGAGGAGGAGCAAAUUGUAGUUCAGGAGAUGAGGAGGCACUUGAACUCCCUCAUAGGUGUUGCUGGGAGUCUAAAAACCUUACUGCUGGACCAAAGCAAUGGCGCACACUGUGGAUAUCACAGCAUGUUGAGGAGGAGAUUGAGUGUUGUGAAUGCCCAAGUACAUCACACAAAAGCAUCAUUCAGCUUGGCUCUUCAUGGAGAAAUGACAUCCCAAGAUAUGCUGUCUGAGGACAGGGAGGAACAAGUGUCAGAUGUGGAGGACACAUCUGAUGAUGACAAUGACAUUGAUUCUUCAUAAGUACAUUGAGAUUAUUAAAUACCCAUGUCUAGUUCUUUGGGCUUCAAAACAGCUUAUGGUGCAUGAUGUGGUGCAUUAUCACCACAUCAUUUACAGGUAGUUCUCGACUUACGUCCAUUCGACUUUACGACCGUUUUAUGAAAGGUGAGCUACGAAUUUAAGAAUUAAGAAUUUAACUUAUAAUUCGUGCUUAGUUCUUUUUCUCAAAUGAAAAGCGAAUCAACAGCCGAAUUACAACCGAGACUUGCCUAAAUAGUAGCGGCCGUUGGCGUAGUGCACUACUUAGGCUUGCUUUCUAGUGUUGUAGUACGCGGUUUGAGAUUCAGCUAAAGAGCGCACAAUGGAAGAGAAGAGUAUUUUGAUUGACACUGGAAAAAAACAAUCACGAUCGGCACUCGGAAUAACAAGGGGUUGACCAUCAUCCCGGAAGAUAUGUUAUGUUCUGAAUUGCAAUUAGUGUUUUACUUUAAAUUAACUGUAAAAAAAAAAGAAAGUGUAUUAAUAGACGCUUCAAAUGACAUAAAAUGAACAAAGAAAAGUAUGACAUAUAACAAUAAUAAGGAAAAUGAUGAUAAAAUAUGAUUUAAAGAUUUUCAUAACAUCAUUACACAGUACUGUACAUAUAGCCUACUCGAGUUACGUCCAAUCAGCUUUACAACGGGUUUGUUGGAACCAGUCGUCGUCGUAAGUCGAGAACUACCUGUAAUUGCUUUGGCCAAUUCUGUGUUGGGUGGAGAAGACAUCUCUGGGAGUGAAAAACACUUUUUAUUAUUAAAUUUUAUAAUCUGUUCUUUUGAUCACAAAAAUUACAAAGGACACCUACUCAUUCACGUCUUAUUCGAGCUGUGCUGAAUUACUAUAUAUGUAUCACAGGCCUGAGAAUAGCCUGAAUUAAUUUCAUUGUUAUAUCUGUGUGUAUGUGUGUAAUUAUAUAAUUGAGGAGGCAGUUUUUGCACAGGAGACAAGACCCCUGAAGCUUGUAUAUAGUCUUCAUUGUGCAUAUACAGUUAAAUUUGCAUACUAUCAUGAAACGCGCUGUACACUUUCCAGUGCACAUAAUGGAUACUGCUGAAUUGGUAUUAUUCUGUGCAUUUAUCCUUAGUCUAAUGUUAAUAUGGACAAUUGUCAAGAAAAAAAAUGCUUUACAUUGUGAAUAAAUGGUACUGUAUCUGAAUCUU
This is a messenger RNA of Pygocentrus nattereri (red-bellied piranha), 4982 nucleotides long. RefSeq lists its product as uncharacterized. NCBI's taxonomy places the organism in Eukaryota, Metazoa, Chordata, Actinopteri, Characiformes, Serrasalmidae. The coding region runs from base 1234 to 3804 and encodes 856 amino acids. The record is from RefSeq and is a predicted model, not a curated record. The transcript is spliced from 17 exons.